AUGAGUGAUGUUUGUGAUUUGUUCUCAGGAAGCCCCUUUGUUUUCCGAGUAUCUGCUCAGCCAGAUGCCAGCAAAGUGCGUGUGAGCGGUCCCGGCGUUGAGCAUGGUAUCCUAGCAUGCUUCCAGUCCCGCUUUAUUGUGGAGACCCGUGGCGCUGGCGCCGGUCAGCUCAUGGUCAGGAUCAGAGGGCCCAAAGGGGCGUUUCAAGUGGAAAUGUACAGAGAUAGCCAAAAAGAUAGGACAAUUCUCUGUCGCUUUGAUCCAACGGAGACAGGACUGUAUAUCAUCCACGUGAAGUGGUCCAACGUGGAUGUGCCAGGCAGUCCAUUCCACGUGCACAUUGUGGACACUCAGCAAGAGCUGGAACAAGUCCUGAAAGAAGAGUCCUACUCAAGCAACACACUACCCAGCUCACGGGGCUACAGUCAGUGGAGGGAGGAGUUUUAGAAUUAAAAGCUGUUUUCUAUCAAAUCUAAAAUAAAUUCGAAUAAAAACAAACAAAAUAAUACCAACAAAAGCUAACAAAUCUAACUUAUGAUUUAAGUUAUGUUGUUAUUUUUUAGAAUUUUAUUAAAUAAAUGUUUGGAACCACCAUGUCUUCAUUAGACUAUGCAAUGUAUAUUUUCAGAUUGAAAUGUCAGUCAGGGAAAUGUAUAAACACAUAUUUGAUGGCAUGGUUACAAGAUCUGAAUGUCCAAUUUCCAUGACAAAACUUUUUCAUAUUUGUAUUUUUAUACUUCAACACCUUGUUCAUACCUCUUGUUUGCUUCUGAUUCGAUGUCUUGUGAAUAAUAAUCAAAUUUAUCAUAAUAAAUACAUACCACAUGUGAUGUAUAGAUGUGUCAGUUUAUCGACAGCAUAUGAUAGCGCUACUGUGUAUUUUUCUAUUUAUGUUGUUUAUUUCCAGUGCUGGCAACAUUGUCAUAAUGUACAUGUACUUAAGUAACAGUGUUGCUGAUAUCAAAUGUGAUAUUACAUACGUCACUCUUCAAAGAUGAGAUUAAAAUGUGUACACAUAAAUCUGAUAACUGGGUGAAAGGGAAGGCUUGAAUAUUAUUGUGUACAUUAUUUGCAAUUUGCUGUUUUUGUUCUACAUGUUUUAUCAUUCAUCAUGUCAUUUGGCUGCUUGACAACUCUAUUAGACAUUUGACUCCAUGCUGUAAAAUACAGUAUGGAAUAUUUCAAUGUUGAAAUUGAUCAGAAACUAGUUACAAAUAAGUGAUAGUCUUUAUAUGCUAAUUGUUAACAAGGCUUAGCACAUGAUUAUUCAAAGCAAAUUGUGUAUUGUAUGUCAGCUGGUGACCAGUGGUGACAGUCUGUUGCUAUGACAACAGACAUUAAUGAAACUGUGACAACACCAUGAAAUCAACGACCAACUGUGACCUCUUUGAUAGCAAUGAAUCAGUGUGUCAUAGUUAUAAUAAUCUUGUGAUUUAGAUAUAUUACAAUCAUGUAUUCAAGAAAUGUACAUUGUGAAUGAGUGAUGGUAGUAUACAACAAAUAUGGUAACCAAAAGUAUUUAUUUGUAACAGAUUUAUUUCUUAUACAGUCUUAAAGCUCAUGAUGACUAGUCUAAGCAUAGAUGUAAAUUAGAUCUUGUUGUAUAUACCCCAAACACAUUAUCACUACAGCGACAAUUAUAAUAUUAAAUAUUUGUCAUAAUUUAGAGGAUGAUUCAGCUGCUUCUCACUGUACUGAAACCAGUUCUCUUGUGAUACACACUUUUCAAGACUGAUAUCCUAUAUUGGUGAUAAUUUGCUUUAAUGCUGACUGUCCAGUAGCCAUGGUUGUUAUACCAGCAUAAUUGUGUCAUUAAACUUUGAUAUUAUAACUGCUGACUAAGCAUACUGUACUAUAGGUGGUAAAAAUACCUGACACAAAUGGUUGUAUGUUAUGGUAGGCAUGGCUGUAUCUGUCAUAAUCAAUAAACUAUAUUGACAUAA
This is a messenger RNA of Haliotis rubra (blacklip abalone), 1943 nucleotides long. Its product is annotated as filamin-C-like. Gene Ontology annotation, molecular function: actin filament binding. NCBI's taxonomy places the organism in Eukaryota, Metazoa, Mollusca, Gastropoda, Lepetellida, Haliotidae. Bases 1 to 447 code for a protein of 148 amino acids. The record is from RefSeq and is a predicted model, not a curated record. The transcript has 2 exons. Gene Ontology annotation, biological process: actin cytoskeleton organization.